AUGUAUACAUACAACAUACAAAACACCAUAUCUCCUCCAGAUGCGUACCUUGGUCAGUGGAGCGAUUGGACGCCGUGGACGUCGUGCACCAGGGGAUAUGACGGCGGGACCAAACUCAGGCGGAGGUACAAGGUUGCUGCGGGAGGGAGCACAGAGCGGGAAGAAGAAGUCACGAAGUGUAAUGAAGGUCAAGCCUUGUGGGGACCGGGGCCUUUCUUUGGAAAUUCAUCCUCUCCGUACCAAUGGGCCGGCUGCUGGACGGCAAAUAGACAUGACGACAUACUGCUGCAAUUGGGUUUCAUAUCUCUCGAAGACGAUCGGACCAUCCUCGACAUGGUCUAUGAUGCGAGGCUUGCCAGCGUCGAGAAGUGUUGUCUCCUCGGCUACAGCCUGGGUUACACCAUCGUGGCUCUACGUAACCGCCAAUGUUUCGGGAUGAAUACGACGCUGAAGAACCAGACGAUGUCUUACCAGACUGGGGGUCCAUCGCCUGGUUGUCAUAACGGCGAAGGACGUGCAGACGCGAUAGACGUUUACAUAAAUGCAAGCACUCUGGUUAAGGCCGAAUGGAGUGCGUGGUCCCCCUACUCUUCCUGCACCGCCGCCUGUGCCGGCGGUGUCACAAACAGAACCCGAACGUGCGCAAAUCCGCCACCACCAGUUGCUGGCGUAGGGGAAUGUAAUGGAACCAAGACGGAGGACAAAGUGUGCAAUACAUUCUCGUGUCCUAAUGAUUUCGGGGGUAUAUACUCUGGAGGCAGUGAGGAUAGGAAUCUGGACAGUUUCGAUCGAAUGGAUGGACCUCCGUGGAACAUUGGUGCCAGGCGGCGCGAAGGAUAUGCUAUCGAGAAUGUGCGGACGAAUGGAAAGUUUGAUGUUGUUUUUAAGGACCGAGGUCACUUAGAAACGACGAACACAGGCGAGGGUUUCAAUGAAGAGAACGAAGAAAGGGCUAGCCUCGCUCAAGGGUACAACAGUGACUAUUUUACUCCGAAUAAGAAGAUCCGAAGUCCGGAAACUAUCGACCCAAGCGGAAGGGCGGAGGAACCACACGACAGCAACAGGCCACCACGAAAACCUAAGCCUAGGCAUCCGAAUCAGAACAGUCCCGUUGUUGAGGUAACAAUUGGCGGGAAGCCGAACGUCUGGGCUAUGACGGUCCUGAAUGAACUGUCAACUAAGACCACUACUGACAGUAUAAGCCCGGAUGACACUGGAAGUGAGGGAGUAUCCUUAGACACUGAUGAAUCAGGAGAAGUCGCGACAUUUACUUCAGAAAUGGCCGAAACUGACGCCAAAGUGCGCACCAUUCGAAGCUCUGAUACUGAAGACACACCGGAGGAAACCUCUUCCGAAACAUAUGUAUCUAUUGGCGGGGUAUCUGCCAUAGAUAGAACUGGUAACCCCGCUAAAACGAGCAGUGAUGUAACAGAAACGAAUGAAACCACCACGAAUGGCAUUUUCCCAGAUUUCGCUAAAACUAGCAGUGUUAAUGAUGUCGUUUCCAUCGACACCCUUCCUGGUGACCAGUCACCGCCAAAUGUUACGGGUGUUUAUGCUAAAACAUUUAGUUCUGGUUUAACAGGUCCAGUUGUCCAUGAGUAUAAACAAAUUGGAUGUUUCAAGAACCACAACUCUGGUGCCAUACAAAAAGCAACAUGCUUUCACCUUGACGGAAACGAUGCUCUCAGGAACGACCCAAUUUCAAAAUGCGCAUUUUGCGCCCAUAUGGUUGGCACACCCAUAUUCGCCGUGGACAAGAACAACGUUUGCUACGCCGCGAAGGGAAAUGAAUGUAGCUUCGAUGUCUAUGGGAAAGUAGCGGGGAGUUCCAGCGAAUGUGAUCAUAGUCUUAGUGCGAGCCAUGUAACGGCGUAUGUCCUUGGAUCAAAAUUCGUACAGAUGCAUGGUUACGGCAUCGAGAUAGAGAGCUCAAUCGUUUGCCCAGAGAGGGGCCCAGUUGUCCCUCUCCCAACUGGUUCCCUCCCGAACCUCAGCGCGGAGAAGGCCACGGGGCUGCUGCGACUCACGGUCAGUGAAGCUAACAUGAAGAAAUUGCCGGAGCCGCAAGUAAAGAAAAUAAGACAGUUUCUGGCAGACGUUGCGGAGAAAACCGUGUUCACAUCAACAAUCAGUCAUACGUCAGAGUUUUUGAGCGCGUACAUCAGAGCAACCUACAACUUACUGUCAACCGGAUAUUUCCAAAACUCGCAUUCAAGGGAAAGUAAUAUCGCGGCCAGCGAGGUGCAAGAAACCCUCGAAACUUUCAUGGGAAGGGCUGCCGAAUCGCUUCAAACUAACGCUGUUUUCGGAAUGCAAGUAGGAGACAUAGCCGUUGAAGUGAGCUCUCAAUCUGCAUUCGAGGUCAUGAAAAAGGGUGCUCGCCUUCCGCGUAUUCAAAAGUUGCUUGAUGAAGAGUGUCUACUACCACCAUCUUACUUCAAGGAACUGCGUGGAACAGCCAUCGAUGGAAGUGAAAAUGAAAGACCAACUUUUGAACCGCAAUACGUGUCGUUUGUCGCUAUCAGCAUAAGCAAGGAAGCACUGAACCUCCCUCUGCAGCUAGAGGUCGAGCAGUCUAAUGACACUAUCGUUACCAUGAAGACGAACGUUGUAACAUUCUCCACCUCCUUAAAAACACCUCACGAUGUUGCCCAACCUGUUGUGGUGGUACUUGAGCACGCCAUACCAGGAAGCAAUGACAGCAAGAAGAAUGAUUCGUACAAGAUCGAAACGGAUUGUGUCUUUUGGAACUACUCCCUCAGCCCAGAGACUGGAGGAGCGUGGUCAACGAAUGGUUGCCGGCUGAACAGCACCAACGGCACCCAUACCAUAUGUCACUGCAAUCACUUGACAAGCUUUGCCGUCCUGAUGAAGUUCAUUCCCUCAGAGUCAGAAGAGACAAUGUUAGUGCUGGAUAUCGUCACCUAUGUUGGCAUCUGCGUCUCAAUAUUAUCACUCCUCGCCACAUUUGGGGUCUUCCUCUACCUGAACGAUAUCCUCCAUAGCGAGAGGACUACCAUCCAUAAAAACCUUAUGGUAGCGAUAGGUCUCGGACAAUUAGUUUUCAUCACUGGGAUCAAUGUGACGAAUGAUAAGAUAACGUGUACUGUUAUAGCAGUAUUGCUGCAUCUGUUCUUCUUGGCUAGUUUCAUGUGGAUGUUGGCCGAAGGCAUUCAUCUGUAUGCCAAAGUUAUUUACGUGUUCACCGGAGGAAGGAAUCUUUUGCCAUUAUUCUAUACUAUUGGCUGGGGUUUGCCAAUUGUUGUUGUCACCGUAUCAGCCGGCAUACGAAUUGAUGGAUACGGGACGAAGGAUUAUUGCUGGCUAUCACUUGAAGAUGGUUUGAUAUGGGCGUUCAUUGGUCCAGCAUUAUGUGUCAUUGCGAUCAACCUGAUGAUUCUGGUUCUUGUUGUGAGGAUAGUGAUUGUCGCCGCCGGUACCAUACCUCAGACUCAAGAUCCGAAGCUGAUAAGACAGGCAUGGUCUGCCAUAAAAGGCAUCGUCAUACUGACCCCGAUACUUGGCUUAUCAUGGCUGUUCGGGUUUGUAGCCCUCAACCGCGACCUGCUCGUGUUCGAAUUUCUCUUCACGUUCUGUAACGCUUUUCAAGGACUCUUCAUCUUCCUGUUCCACUGCGUUGGAAAUUCAGAGGUGCGAUCGGCUUUCAAAAGAAAACGGGAACAAAGUUCUUUAUCCAAAGAACUCCAGAGUGUGCGAAUCUCAACUCCAAUUACUGGUACAUGUAAAUCAAAUAAGAUGGCUAUUCCAAUCAUUGUCAUGAGUCAAUACGAAGGUUCCAAAGCAAAGUUAGGGAGCUGUGGCAGCUUUCGUUCGACUGGCAGCAGGGCUAAAGUGGCUCCAACUAGCCCUGAAGAUGGCCGAACAAAUCAGAAUGGGAGCGUGACACCCUUAAGCAUAGUCGAUUGCGUAACAUGUCCAAAGAAAGUCAACAUCACCAUAGAUCAACAACCGUAUACAGAGAUAGAGGACGACUUUGAGAGUUUUGACAGCAUUGGUGUCAGUACAUCCAGUGUUGGGAGUUUGUCCAAGAGCAUCGGACACGCCGAAGAAGACGGGAAACUUACAGAGGUGGAAUGCCCUUCUCGUUACAUCGUAAGAAAGAGCAAGAACACCGAUCUGCCGAAUCUUCCGUUUAAAACCAAGCCGAUUCUUUAUAAGAGGAAGCAGAAGGAUCGAUAUUAACUGGUGUGCACGCUGUUGAGAGGAUAAAUUGGCAAUAUUCGAUGAUGUUAAUUGAAGAUAAUAAGAGUAUUUCACCUGGGCUAUUUCCAUACUCUUUCGAUCGGACUAGCCUUUUGAGUCUGGUAAAGAUUCGAUCUGAGAACGUUCCAUGGGUGGAGUUUGGAGUGCGGUUGGGGUUGGGGAAUGUGACUGAGAAACAUUAUAGCCUAUUCCCGGUUUAGUGAUAUCUCUAACCCAACUUAACUUGAAAGUCGAACAGGUCAACAUACUUACAUGUAGUACAUUGUAAAAUGGGAUCUUAUAAUACAGGCAUCUUACAUUUAGUAACGGAGUCGAUUCGGUGAUUCGAAUUUCUUUGUACAUGCAAGAAAAUAGCAAGAAGGUCAAGUCAAGAUGGUAAAAUUCUGGGGGAAACUGGUCCUACAGGAACAAACUAUAGGCGGAAAAAUGUAUAAAAUUGCAUACCAUAGGCAACAAAACGGUCAAAAUAUCAAAUGGGUCGCGUUUGUCAAAAAUAUUUUGGAACUUUGUGGGCUCGGGGACAUCUGGCUGACACAGAUGUUCCCCAACGUUAAUUAUCUCGGUGAAAUUGUCAGAAGAGACGACUGCAGGACCAGUAUCUCCAAGAAUGGCGCAAUACUCUGAUAAACUCUCCAAAAUGUUUGAUCUACAGAGAAAUCAAGUUUGCAUGGGGUUUUGAGAAUUAUUUGCUUUGUCUAUCUCAAGCCCAACGUAUAUUACUCUGUAAAUUUAGAUGUACCAACCAUAAACUCCCUAUAGAAUUAGUCCGAUAUAAUAAUACCCCCCCCCCC
Molecule: messenger RNA, 5018 nt
Organism: Lineus longissimus
Lineage: Eukaryota; Metazoa; Nemertea; Pilidiophora; Heteronemertea; Lineidae
Exons: 22
Coding region: 1-4206 (1401 amino acids)
Biological process (GO): cell surface receptor signaling pathway; adenylate cyclase-activating G protein-coupled receptor signaling pathway
Cellular component (GO): plasma membrane
Molecular function (GO): G protein-coupled receptor activity
Source: RefSeq, a predicted model, not a curated record